AUGUCGUACGAGACCAAGGAGAUCCACUCGACCUCGUCGCUGCCGACUGGCGCCGUCGACCUCAACGCCCGCCGUCGCGCCGCCCUCGCCGAGAUUGACAACGCCAAGUUCUCCUGGUUCCACGUCAAGGCCUGCGCUGUCGCCGGUGUCGGCUUCUUUACCGAUGCCUACGACAUCUUCGCCAUCAACCUGGCUGCCGGCAUGAUCGGCUACGUGUACAACAUGCAGUCGCACAAGGGCGCCCUCACGCCCAACCAGGACCUCGGCCUCAAGAUCGCGACGCCUGUCGGCACGUUCAUCGGCCAGCUCCUGUUCGGCUGGCUCGCCGACGUCGUCGGCCGCAAGAAGAUGUACGGUCUCGAGCUCAUGGUCAUCAUCAUCGCGACGGUCGGCCAGGCUGUCGCCGGCCACGCCCCGGCCAUCAGCAUCAUCGGCGUCCUCGUCUUCUGGCGCUUCAUCAUGGGCAUCGGCAUCGGCGGCGACUACCCGCUGUCGGCGACCAUUACGUCCGAGUUUGCGGCGACGCGCAUUCGUGGUCGCAUGAUGACUGCGACGUUCUGGUCGCAGGGCUGGGGCCAGCUCGGCGCUGCGCUCGUCGCCAUCUCGUCGCUCGCCGCGUUCAAGACUCAGAUCAUGAACGACCCGGUCGACAACGCCCGCCACCUCGACUUUGUCUGGCGCCUCAUCAUCGGUCUCGGCGCCGUCCCCGGCGGUGUCGCGCUCUACUUCCGCCUCACCCUCCCCGAGACGCCUCGCUUCACGAUGGACGUCGAGCGCAACAUCAAGCAGGCCGCGACCGACGUCGACGCCUUCCUCCAGACCGGCGCCUACGUCCAGGACAGCACGCCCGCCACCGUCGCCACCCUCGACGUCCCCAAGGCGAGCUGGAAGGACUUCCGCAACCACUUUGGCCAGUGGAAGCACGGCAAGGUCCUGUUCGGCACCGCCUGGUCCUGGUUCGCGCUCGACAUCGCCUUCUACGGCCUCGGUCUCAACUCGUCGAUCAUCUUCAACGCCAUCGGCUACGGCACGGUCACGUCGGGCACGGCGCAGUACAACCGCUACCACACCCUGUUCAACAACGCCGUCGGCAACAUCAUCGUCACCUGCGCCGGCCUCAUCCCGGGCUUCUGGGCUGCCUUUGCGCUCAUCGACUCGUGGGGCCGCAAGCCUCUCCAGCUCACCGGCUUCAUCGGCCUCACGAUCACUCUCUGCUGCAUGGGCUUCGGCUACGACAAGCUCAAGGAGAACGCAGUCGGUGCCUUUGUCUUCCUGUACUGCCUCACCAACUUCCUCCAGAACUACGGCCCCAACACGACGACGUUCGUCAUCCCUGGCGAGAUCUUCCCGACGCGCUACCGCUCGACCGCCCACGGCAUCUCGGCUGCCUCGGGCAAGUUCGGCGCCAUCGUCGCCCAGAUCAUCGCCUUCAAGCUCAAGGACCGCGGUGGCAAGAACGCCUUCGUCAAGCACAUCCUCGAGGUGAUCCCCGAGACCAAGGGCAAGUCGCUCGAGGAGCUUUCCGGCGAGGACCAGGACAACUUCGUCGGCAACCACGAGGCUCCUGCAGGCGCAAACCGCGUCUGA
Molecule: messenger RNA, 1587 nt
Organism: Rhodotorula graminis WP1
Lineage: Eukaryota; Fungi; Basidiomycota; Microbotryomycetes; Sporidiobolales; Sporidiobolaceae
Exons: 8
Coding region: 1-1587 (528 amino acids)
Biological process (GO): transmembrane transport
Cellular component (GO): membrane
Molecular function (GO): transmembrane transporter activity
Source: RefSeq, a predicted model, not a curated record